AUGUCCGCCGCUCGCCUGCGGGCGCAGUGCAUGCCCAACGACGACGACGACAACGAUGGCGGCGCGGCCGCCUCGUACGUCCGGGUCUUCGUCGACGGCGUGCUGGCCGGCCAUGUGUUUGCGUGUCGCUGGACUUACCGCAGCCAGGAUGACGACGACGCCGACAACGACAGCAGCAGCCCAGGCCGAACGGUGUGCUGGAUCACGCAGCUCGUGGUGCAUCGCGAGUAUCGUCGGCGCGGGCUGGCCACGGGCCUGCUGAACGAACUGCGCGAGACGAACAGCAGCGGCGGCGGUGAAGUCUGCGGCAUCCUGAGCUCGCAUCCAGCAGCGUGUCUGACGGUCGCGAAGGUGUUUCGACGCAGCUGUAUCCGGCUGGACUUCAUCCAGGCCCACGCCGCCGCCAUCAUGAAGGCGUCGCCCGUCUCGUAUGUCCGAGACGCCCGGCUCCACGGCAGCCUCUUCGACUCCGCGACGAAUCCUCACGGAGCCGUGUCGUCGGCAGACACCAACUUCCACGUCGACCACCGCGAGCCGUCCGCGGCGCUGGCCGAGAUUCGCGCGACGAUGGAUCAUUAUUGGCCGCUGGGCGACCUGGGCGGCGACGGCCACGAGUACCUCCUCAUCGUGUGA
Molecule: messenger RNA, 633 nt
Organism: Ophidiomyces ophidiicola
Lineage: Eukaryota; Fungi; Ascomycota; Eurotiomycetes; Onygenales; Onygenaceae
Exons: 2
Coding region: 1-633 (210 amino acids)
Molecular function (GO): acyltransferase activity, transferring groups other than amino-acyl groups
Source: RefSeq, a predicted model, not a curated record